AUGCACAACAGCCUGCUUAUGGCCAGUGUAAGGAACCAUCCUGUCGGCCAAUGCAUGGGGCUAACAGGAGCAGGUGGUGGUCUCAAUUGGACUGGUACAACAUCUUGUGUCGCCGGGUAUACCUGCUCUUACCAGAAUCCGUACUACUCUCAAUGCGUUCCUGGCACCGCCAGCGCUGGAUCUAGCACGUCCACGAAGCCGGGAAGCUCUUCCAGGACAACUCUAGUAACGUCCACUGUUAAGCCUUCUUCAAGCACGUCAAAAGCAUCCACGACGGCCAGCGCAACAUCGACACCAAGUGGUGGUAUCACGGGCUAUGCAAAACCGAAUGGCCAUGCUUUUAUAAUCAACGGCAAGGCAACCUACUUCAUGGGAACAAACACAUAUUACAUCGGCUUCCUUAACAACAAUGCCGACAUUGACCUGAUUAUGUCCCAUCUACAGACUACUGGCCUUAAAGUCCUCCGUGUAUGGGGCUUCAAUGACGUGACAGCACUUCCCGGCGGAGACACGGUCUGGUAUCAAUCUUUCAUCAAAGGCCAAGAUCCGGUUAUCAAUACAGGCGCAAACGGACUUCAACGUCUUGACUAUGUUGUGAAAUCUGCGGAGGCCCAUGGAAUCAGUCUCAUCAUCAAUUUCGUGAACAACUGGAACGAUUACGGCGGCAUGGCCGCAUACGCAUCCUACUAUGGCAUUGCAGUUACCGAUUGGUAUACUUCGACAGCUGCCCAGACCCAGUACAAGAAGUACAUCGCUGCCGUGGUUGCUCGGUACAAGACCUCAACAGCAGUCUUUGCCUGGGAGCUAGCCAACGAGCCACGCUGUACUGGUUGCGCAACAUCCGUAAUUACCAAUUGGGUAGCUUCUACAUCCGCAUACAUCAAGUCUCUCGACUCGAACCACAUGGUCUGUAUUGGAGAUGAGGGCUUCGGGCUCGAUGGGGGAGCAGACACGUCGUACCCGUAUACCAGCGGUCCAGGUCUCAACUUUACCAACAACCUCGCCAUCUCCACCAUCGAUUUCGGUACCUAUCACGCAUACCCAGGCUCUUGGGGCGAGACAGAUGAUUGGGUUCCCUCUUGGAUCAACACACACGCCGCAGCAGCUGCUGCUCUGGGAAAGCCUGUCGUCCUUGAGGAGUAUGGCACGAAUAAUGCCAAAUCCAAUAUGGCUUCCUGGCAAACGGCAGUAUUGAAUACUCAGACUGCUGGUGACAUGUAUUGGCAAUAUGGCGACUCACUGUCGAUUGGUUUGACCAAUGAUGAUGGACAUGCAAUCUAUUAUGGCUCCUCCGAUUAUGCUACUCUUGUGACUGCGCAUGCCGCUGCUAUGAAUGCUAAAGCGGUUUAA
This is a messenger RNA of Cadophora gregata, 1350 nucleotides long. RefSeq lists its product as uncharacterized. NCBI's taxonomy places the organism in Eukaryota, Fungi, Ascomycota, Leotiomycetes, Helotiales, Ploettnerulaceae. Bases 1 to 1350 code for a protein of 449 amino acids. The transcript has 4 exons. The record is from RefSeq and is a predicted model, not a curated record. Gene Ontology annotation, biological process: carbohydrate metabolic process. Gene Ontology annotation, molecular function: hydrolase activity, hydrolyzing O-glycosyl compounds; cellulose binding. Gene Ontology annotation, cellular component: extracellular region.